Salvelinus namaycush (lake trout) is the source of this 1920-nucleotide messenger RNA. Its product is annotated as E3 ubiquitin-protein ligase TRIM7-like. Lineage: Eukaryota; Metazoa; Chordata; Actinopteri; Salmoniformes; Salmonidae. Gene Ontology annotation, molecular function: zinc ion binding; protein binding. The transcript is spliced from 8 exons. Bases 1 to 1920 code for a protein of 639 amino acids. The record is from RefSeq and is a predicted model, not a curated record.
AUGGCUUACCUUGCAGGAAAUAAUGGAAAUCUGACGGAGGAGCAGGUCCACUGUUCCAUCUGUCUGGACGUGUUCACCAACCCUGUCUCCAUCCCCUGUGGACAUAACUUCUGCCGCUGCUGCAUCCUAGACUACUGGAAGACCACCGCCCUGUUCCAAUGCCCCAUGUGCAAGAAGACCUUCUUCAAGAGGCCCGACAUUAGCAUCAACACUGUCCUGAGGGAGAUUGCAGAGCAAUUCAAGGACAUCAGGGUUAGCAAUGCAGAGCGUCUCCAACAGCAGGAGCUGAAAGAGGAACGUGAGCUACAAAAGAAGAUGGAGGAACAAAGAAAGGAGCAGGAGGAGAAAAAUAUGGAGCAGGAAACUAAGAAGAAAGAACAGCAGGAUCUGGUUCAAAAACAGCAGAAACUUCUUCAGGAGCUGAGGCUGAAUCAAAAGAUGCAGAAGCUACAGCUGCAGCGAACGACCAGCCAGGAACCAGAGAAAUUAAUGGAUUCAAAACCAGAGGAAAGGCCAAAGGCCCCACCAGCCCUUGCUCCGCCCUCUCCACCCCACACUCCCUGGGGCGAGGUUUCUUGUGAUGUCUGCAUGGGUGAUCGCAUGAAGGCUGUCAAGUCCUGCCUGGUGUGUCUGACCUCGUACUGCGAGGAACACAUGAAGAACCACAACACCCGCUUCACUAAGCACAAGCUGAUUGAGCCUGUGGCUAACCUGGAAGAUAGAAUGUGUCCGAAGCACGAGAGGCUCCUGGAGCUCUUCUGUAAGAAGGACCAGAUGUGUGUGUGUGUGCUGUGCACCGAGACGGACCACAGAGCCCACUAUACUGUCCCUGUGGAGAGGGAGUGGUCUGACAAGAAGGCUCAGCUGAAGAAGACAGAGAUUGAUGUACAGCAGAUGAUCCAGGAAAGACUGAAGAAGGUGGAGGAGAUCAAACACUCAGUGGAGCUGAAUAAAUCCAGCGCCCAGAGGGAGAUCGAGGACAGCAAGCAGAUGUUCCAGGAGCUGAUUCACUCCAUCCAGAGGACCCAGACUGAGCUGGUGCUGGCCAUCGAGGAGAAGCAGAGCGAGACAGAGAGGUGGUCCCAGGGCCUCAUAGGGGAUCUGGAGCAGGAGAUCACUGAGCUACAGAGGAGGAAUAAAGACCUGGAACACCUCUCAUGCACAGAAGACCACAUCCACUUCCUACAGAGUUUCCCAGCCCUGUGCAGCCCUCCAGCCACUAAGGACUGGUCUGGGACCAGGGUUCACUCUGAGGUGUGUGUUGGGAUCAUCAGAAGAGCAGUGUCAGAACUGGAAAAAACACUGGCUAAAGAAAUUGAGAAACUGGUGGACACUGAGCUGAAGAGAAUUCCAAAAUACUCAGUCGACCUGACACUUGACCCGGACACAGCCAACCCGUGGCUCCAGCUCUCAGAGGACGGUCGACAGGUACGACACCUCGGGGCGUGGCAGGACCUUCCGGACGUCCCAGAGCGUUUUGACACCGUGGUCAUCGUCCUGGGCUGCGAGGGCUUCAGCACCGGGCGGCACUACUGGGAGGUUCAGGUGGGAGACAAAGAUGACUGGUACCUAGGCGUGGCCAAGGCAUCGGUCAACAGGAAGGGCCGGAUCGCCAUUAGCUCCUCCCAGGGCUACUGGGCGCUGGCCAUGAAGAAAGGUCAGGAGUAUAGGGCCUCCACGACCCCGCCGUUACCGCUGACCCUUGACCCCAAGCCAAAGAGGGUCGGGGUGUACGUGGACUGUGAGGAGGGCCAGGUGUCAUUUUACAAUGUGAGGGAGAGGAGUCAUAUCUAUACGUUCAUGGAGGACAGCUUUAAGGAAAAGUUGUUUCCCUUCUUUUAUUUAUACUGUUGUGAUAAACAGUCGGAUACCAUGGUAAUCUGUCCGGCCAAUGAGAAGACUCAGAUCAAGCAAUGCUGA